GAAAAAACUUUAGAAGACCCAAUUACCAAUAAGAAAAAUGUUGUUCGAAAUCACUUAAAAAUAUGUAAAUAUUUUCAUACCAAGCUUGGCUCUCAAGAGGCAGUAGAUGAAUAUUGUAACAGGACAGACAAUGAAGAAGAUAAGAUGAUAAUAUCAAAUAGAUGGGUAUUUAGUUGGAUAAGAAAUCCAAAAACCAAGGAACUUUUUGAAUUCUUAAACCCAGCACUUACUCUUCCUAGUCAGCAUUUAUUAUCCAAUUAUAUCCUUAAGGCUGAAAGAACAAAUUAUAUUAAAUCACGAAAGCAAAAAAUAAAGAAAGAUAAAAUUGGAGUUACCUUGGCAUUUGAUGGGUGUAAAAAUAUUUUAAAACAACAUAUCUUUGGUUCAUUAUUUAUUUUAUCAACUGGAGAGAUUGAAAAUAUGAUUCAAAAUGUGUCGAAUUUGAAGGCAAAAUUAUUGGCAAUUGUCUCUGAUACUCAAUUCAUUACUUAUUAUUACAAAGCAUGGUUUGGAUGCCAACCAACUCGUAUCUUACUUGAGCUAGAAGAAUAUAGAAAACGUAGAUAUCCCUUUGACUUUGUCACAUAUAAACAAUUUGAAGAUAAUAUGCUGCAAUUUUGGGAAUUCGUUUUAUCUUCAACUAAAGAAUUAGGUCCAUUGGCUGAAAAUCAAUUACGUGACUGGGAAAAAAUACUAAUGAAUGAAGAGGUUGCUAGACUAAAGGAAGAAGAAGAAAAGUGA
This is a messenger RNA of Cetraspora pellucida, 741 nucleotides long. NCBI's taxonomy places the organism in Eukaryota, Fungi, Glomeromycota, Glomeromycetes, Diversisporales, Gigasporaceae. The record is from the annotation of a GenBank genome assembly.